AUGGCCGAGCUCCAAGAGGCUCUGAUGUUUUUCUCAAGGGAGAUCUCCCUUCUGGCCGCCGAGGCGACGGUCGGCCCAGACCAGCCAGACCGCCAGACGACGCUGUGCAGCACCGUCUCGGACCCGCAGAAGCUCACCAGAUCCUUCAAGCUCUUGCAGGAGCCCGUCUGGCGAAAGGGAUCGCUGAGUAAGCAGGCUGUGCUCGAGAUGGCUUCGAAGCUUGAAAAUCAAGCUCCCCAGGCGCGGCCCUCUGCCCCGAGCGCCGCCCUCUCGAAAUGGUCGGUGUUCUCCGGAGGCGGACUUCACGUCUCCGUGUUGCUUCUGAGUGUCGCCUCCUUCCUGGCGGGCCUCCUGCUGGCGGGUGAUCAGCAGGCCCUGCAAUUGGUGUUCGCAGCCCUUUCAGCAGUCAGCAAGCUCUCCAAGAUGGCGGACGAGCAGGAGCUACUUCGCGCGGCACAGGAGCUCUCCCAGUUUGCGGGACACCUCAAGCCAACUCCCCCUCUCUUCGGGAGCGGGAGCGGAGCCCCGACAGUUCCGGAAUCUCCCCUUCAGUCGACGGCAGCGUCGCAAGCCGAAGAGCCGGCGACCACGGACAUGGACACCUCGGCGAGGGACAAGAGAGCGGAGACGGACGCGCAGGAACUCGAAAAGGAGGAGCCACCCUCCAAAUGGCAAAAGGCAACGGGCAAAGGAGAGGGCAGCAAGGAGCAAGCCCCGGAACCUCCGGCAACGGACCGCCCUCGUCGAAGUCCUCAGCGAGGCCAGGCAAGUCAGCCAAGCAAUCCCAAGCCCUACUUCAGACGGGACUGGGGUCAUACUUCCCGGUACGGCGACCACCCUUGGUGGAUGCAGGACAGCGAGCACGACAACAAGAAGGAGAAGGAGCUCCGAGAGCUCAUGAAGGAGCUCGUGAGGCUUGUGCUCCGCCAGGCGGACACAAUAGCCUACCUGCAGAUGGACCUGGGCUUCAUGGUCUUCUUGAAGACAACCAUGCAGCCCCAGAUGCCGGAGGGCGAAGCGGACACGGCCUCCACGGGGCAAUGGGCCAUAGUCCAGAACCUGUUUCAAGCAGCCGAAGCGUGGCACGACAAGAAGCAGAACGAUCCGGGCAGCCUGAAUGCCACCCUCCGCACCACUCUCAUGUAUUGUCUGGUGGGAACUCUCCUGGAGAGAGUGGAGGCCUUGGAAGACAAGCCCCAAGACGUCCUGAGGCUCGAGAAGCUUGGACUGGUAGAGGAAGGCAAGUUUCUCUAUCUUCGCUGGAACCAGACAACGAAGAAACACGAGAAGUCCGAGCAGGAGCACAUGCCGAUUGCCCAAGCCAAAGCCUAUUUGGCACAGAUCAAGCAGAACUUGAUCUUUCCAAAGGUCAUAUUGAGGUUUCAUGCUCUGCGGCGCCUGACCUCCAACAUGACCUCCGACAUCGUCCCCUUCACCCUCGAGAUCCACAACAGGUGCCAGGAGAGCCAAACCACGUACUUGGCUCUGGAAAGGCUGAGCUUCAACUCAGUAUGGCACCUAAUCGGAGGGACAGUCCGACCAGCCAAACUUGGCCGUGGCCCACUGGAGCGUUCCGUAGAGGACGCAGCCAAGAGGCUAUGA
Messenger RNA from Symbiodinium sp. CCMP2456, 1602 nucleotides. Lineage: Eukaryota; Dinophyceae; Suessiales; Symbiodiniaceae. The record is from the annotation of a GenBank genome assembly.